CUACAAUCGUGUGGUCCACAGUGCUCCUCGUCGCGUCCGCUCGCUGGCAUAGCUCAUGUGGUUGGCUGCGAUCCGGAAUUCCGUCUCAACUUCAUCUCGAGCUUCCGCUUCUCGCUUUUUAUCCUUCUGCAGCGUCACAAUGUCUUCCCAAACUGAGAUCAAGUGGGUCGGCGCUCGUCCCGACGACCUGCACCACCACUUGCGUGACGGUGAUGCUGCUCUAAGCCGCACGGUGACGCACGUGACGUCCCAGUUCGCACGCUGCAUCGUGAUGCCCAACUUGGUGCCGCCCGUGACCACCACGGAGCAAGCUUUGGCCUACCGCGAGCGCAUCAUGGCUCACGUUCCCGAAGAGAAGCGCGAGCCUAACAGUCCCAACGGCUUCGAGCCUUUAAUGACGCUCUACAUGACGGACGGCACGACCGCCGACGAGAUCCGUCGCGCCGCCGAAACCAAGAAAAUCUUUGCUGUUAAGCUCUAUCCCGCGGGAGCUACGACCAACUCGGACUCUGGAGUGACCAAGAUCGACAACAUUUACCCGGCACUUGAAGCCAUGGCCGACGUCGGGAUGCCGCUGCUAGUACACGGUGAAGUAACCGACCCAUCGGUGGAUCUAUUCGACCGCGAAGCCACGUUCGUAGAGCAGGUGAUCAAGCCUUUGGUGGCCAAGUUCCCGCAACUUAAGGUCGUGAUGGAGCACAUUACCACCAAAGAAGCGGCCGAGUUCGUCACCAACGCGCCAGCUAAUGUUGCUGCAACCAUCACCCCGCAACAUUUGCUGUACAACCGCAACGCAAUCUUCCAAGGUGGUCUCCGCCCACACAAGUACUGUCUGCCUGUACUGAAGCGAGAGACGCACCGUCAAGCUCUGCUCCAGGCUGUUGCCAGUGGCAGCAAGAAGUUUUUCCUCGGUACAGACAGCGCUCCACACGUGUCUUCCAAGAAGGAAUCAGGCUGUGGAUGUGCCGGUAUCUACUCGGCUCACGCUGCUCUUGAACUGUACGCAGAAGCCUUCGAGUCCAUUGGCAAACUGGACUUGCUGCGUGCCUUCGCGUGCGAGAACGGAGCCGAUUUCUACGGCAUCAAGCGCAAUACUGUAGGCGAGACAGUCUUGAAGAAGGAGGACUGGACUGUGCCGGACAGCUACCCGUUCGACAACGGCGUGGUGGUCCCUCUUAAGGCCGGAGAGACCAUCAGCUGGAAGCUACAGCAGUAAAAGUGUGUUAGGAAGCAGACGGAGUAGUGGUCUGUUCACGCAAGUCCAAGCUGGCGCGUUUCUCCCUUGUCUUCAUGUCAAACACCGACGUUAGAAUCCGACACGUUGGCUCAUGAACUGCCGUUGAGUUUGGAGGAGAAGUGUGUCCAUUUGAGUCUCCUUUCUUCUUGCCUGUUGUCAUGACGCUGCCUCGUACGAUCAGAGCAGUUAAGAAGCUCAAAAAGUCCGAAAAAUCUCGAAACACUUGACUCACUCGAUAGCACGACUUGCCCACGUUGUUGUCAGGCUGUAAAGGGUCUUCGAUGACCAGCAAACCGUCACGUGAUAGCGGUGGCGCUAGCAUCAAGGGCGAGUUGGAGCGGGAGCGACCCACAGUAGGAGACAGAGAAGGAGACAGCGCAGGGGACAUGGACCUCGCCAUAGGAGACGUAUCCACCGACAGCAUCGUCGGCUCACCCCAUGACACGACGGACACUUGAUCCAGGUUCUGUCUGAAGUCGUUGCCGUAAAAUUGCAGGAAAUCCAUGAGUAAUUUGCCUAAAAGAUAAGGCUUGGUCUCGUGUUCGUCGUCCUCGGAUCCAGUCACAAACGACGGGAGGACAGCGCGUUUCGCUCUCUUCUUGUGCUUCUUCGUCUCGUUCUUCUUUGGUUGUUGCUUGGCUGAACAUUGCUUGACGAUUUCUUUCGCUAUUAACUCUCCUUUGAGACACUGAGCUUCAUACCGAGGAUGCCA
Messenger RNA from Phytophthora nicotianae INRA-310, 1949 nucleotides. RefSeq names its product dihydroorotase, homodimeric type. Bases 56 to 1216 code for a protein of 386 amino acids. Gene Ontology annotation, biological process: pyrimidine nucleotide biosynthetic process; 'de novo' pyrimidine nucleobase biosynthetic process. NCBI's taxonomy places the organism in Eukaryota, Oomycota, Peronosporomycetes, Peronosporales, Peronosporaceae. Gene Ontology annotation, cellular component: cytoplasm. Gene Ontology annotation, molecular function: dihydroorotase activity. The transcript has 2 exons. The record is from RefSeq and is a predicted model, not a curated record.